UGCAUGACUUAAUACAAGAUAUGGGUAAAUAUGUGGUGAAUAAGCAAAAGGACCCAGGGGAACGUAGUAGAUUAUGGCUCACCAAAGAUUUCGAAGAAGUGAUGAUCAACAAUACGGGGAUCAAGGCGGUGGAAGCAAUUUGGGUUCCUAAUUUUAAUAAACCACGCUUUAGCAAAGAGGCCAUGAAAACAAUGCAAAGGCUUAGGAUAUUAUGCAUACAUGAUUCUAAUUGCCUGGAUGGCUCCGUUGAGUAUUUGUCCAAUAACUUGCGUUGGUUUGUCUGGAAUAACUAUCCUUGUGAGUCAUUGCCGGAAAAUUUUGAACCCCAAAAGCUUGUUCAACUUGAUCUCAGCUUAAGCUCGCUGCAUCAUUUGUGGACGGAAACAAAGGUAUAACUGAAAAAUGUUACUUACUAAUUCCAAAAACUCAACUUGAUUCUUUUAUCUGGAUAUUCUUGUUUUUUGUCUCAUUCU
This is a messenger RNA of Solanum stenotomum, 473 nucleotides long. RefSeq names its product TMV resistance protein N-like. Bases 21 to 395 code for a protein of 124 amino acids. The record is from RefSeq and is a predicted model, not a curated record. Gene Ontology annotation, biological process: defense response. Lineage: Eukaryota; Viridiplantae; Streptophyta; Magnoliopsida; Solanales; Solanaceae. The transcript is spliced from 2 exons.